CUUUUGUGUUGUUGUUGUCUCAGAUUGGAGUCGUCUCGCCUUUCCACCCCAGUGACACGCAGGCCGAGGCCCCUCGUUGCUUGCUUGCUUGUUCCUUGGAGAGCCACAACCCGACAAUCUGUAUAGUACUUCAAUCUUGGAUAUAAACGCCCGACGACAAAGACAAGACGCAGCAUCAUCCUGUACACUUUUAUCCCACAUUCCGAACCACCGACCGCCGCACGCCGAGGCUCAAAACAGACCCGCCCCGGCUCGGUCGGCAAAUUCAGCCGCGAUUGGGUGCGUAGGCACGCCUAGCGCUGCAAGCCUCUUGUUUAGCACCAUCCAUAAGCCGCACCCCGAGCUUCCAUCGGUGCAGAAAGACAACUGCAAUACUACAGCACCAGAGAGUGUGAAGAGGAAGAGAGAAAAAAAAAAGAGGCUUGCUCGGUUCCUGCCUAGUACAAGUUCUUUUCUCGGAUCCCCUCAUCCAUCCCCCUUUCACAUUUUAGACUUUUUUGCCUUCUGCUUCACACACAUCGACCUCUUGCCUCUCAGGACGGCUGUCUCGUGGGCAGGCACAACAACAAUAACAACAACAAGCGGUUGCGGCGACCGCGACGACUGGGAUAUUGAAGCGGGCAUCAUCGGAUUCAUCGCAUCAUCAUCAUCGACGCCCCAUAACAACAACAACAUCAUCAACAGAGCAUCAAGACUAGGAGCACCCCUUAGCGACCUACCGCCACAAUGCCCAUGGACGUUGUGGACCAGGAGCUGAGCUCCGCGGCCGAGGCGGCCUCGCCCCAGCGGUACCGUCGCCGCGCCAGCAACGAGAUCGAGCGCGUCCUGUCGGCCUCGUCGGCGUCGACCGAGUCGGAGAGCCGCCGCGGCAGCCUCUCGCGCCGACACAUGAGCCGCGUCUCGACGGCCAACGACCUCGAGCGACACCCCACGGCCCUGAGCCGCAUCGCGACCCAGCGCACCCAGCACGGCGCCACCGUCGGCUCCGAGGGUCGCAUCAGCAGGAGAUCUGUCGCCUCCAAGCCGCUGCCGCCCUUUGGCGCCGGCAAGGCCUACCCCCCGCCGCUCCCGGAGCGCGAAGAGUACGUGGUCGAGUUUGACGGGCCGCACGACCCCUUGCACUCGCAGAACUGGCCACUGCGCAAGAAGAUCCUCACGGCCGCCAUGCUGGGCUACACGACCAUGACGUCGGCCUUUACCUCGUCCAUCUUCUCGUCCGCCACGAGCGUUGUCGCGGCCCAGUACAAUGUCGGCUCCGAGGUUGGCCUGCUGGGCACUACCUUCUACGUCAUGGGCUUCGCCUUUGGUCCGACCCUGUGGGCUCCCCUGUCCGAACUGCGCGGCAGACGGCUGCCCAUCGUCGUCGCCAUGUUUGGCUUCUCUCUCUUCUCCAUCGCCUGCGCCACCGCCAAGGACAUCCAGACCAUUCUCCUCUGCCGCUUCUUCAGCGGCUUCUUCGGCGCCUGCCCCCUCGCCGUCGUCGCCGCCGUCUUCUCCGACAUGUUCGACAACCGGACCCGCGGCAUCGCCGUCACCCUCUUCUCCAUGGCCGUCUUCACCGGCCCCCUGCUGGCCCCCUUCAUCGGCGGCUUCAUCACCUACUCGCACCUCGGCUGGCGCUGGACCGAGUACCUUGCCUCCAUCAUGGGCUUCGCUGCCUUCAUCCUCGACCUCGUCUUCCUCGAGGAGACGUACCCGCCUGUCAUCCUCAUCAGCAAGGCCGCCGAGCUGCGUCGCCGCACCAAGAACUGGGGCAUCCACGCCAAGCAGGAGGAAAUCGAGGUCGACUUUGGCGAGCUGGUCACGAAGAACUUUUCUCGCCCUCUCCGCCUGCUCUUUACGGAGCCCAUUAUCCUGCUGCUUUCCAUCUACAUGAGCUUCAUUUACGGGCUCCUGUACCUCUUCCUGACAGCAUACCCCAUCGUCUUUGUCGGCGUCCAUGGCUUCAGCGCGGGCCAGUCGGGUCUGACGUUCUUCGGCAUGAUCUGCGGACAGCUCCUGGCUGGCGCGUCUGUCAUUGCGCAGCAGCCGUGGUACAUGCGAAAGUUGGCCGCCAACAACGGCAUUCCCAUCCCUGAAUGGCGUCUGCCCAACGUCAUGGCGGGAGGUAUUUCCUUUGCCAUUGGCAUCUUCUGGUUUGGAUGGACUGGCUACCGCGCCGACAUCCACUGGAUCGUCCCCACCCUCAGCGGCCUCUGCACCGGCUUCGGUCUCAUGUCCAUCUUCCUCCAGGCGCUCAACUACCUCGUCGACGCGUACCUCAUGUUUGCCGCCUCGGCCAUUGCCGGCAACACGUUCAUGCGGUCGCUGUGCGGUGCCGGGUUCCCCCUCUUCGCGCGCCAGAUGUUUGAGGGCUUGGGCAUCCAAUGGGCCUCGACGCUGCUGGGCUGCGUGGCGCUCGUUCUCGCCCCUAUCCCAUUCAUCUUCUACUACUACGGCGCCCGCAUCCGCCAGAAGAGCGCCUACGCCCCGACAUUUGCCGCGCCGGCCGACCCGGUGGAGGAUGAGUCGGAGGAGAGCAACGCCGAGAAGCAGGGCGAGAACCCGGCUGCAAUGGCCAACGCGCCCAGGAGGGCGAGCGACGAGGACGGUCCGGCCCAGACUGCGUGAAGGGGAGCUCUUCGGGUGUUGCAUUCAACGGUGCAAGGAGGAGCAUAGUUUUGCGGCAGUGGCGGAGAGCACGGCGUUUUUGUGAUCUGGCAUGGGUGCGUCCGUCGGUGGUAGCAUUUGCUUUACUCGAGCGAGAUUGCGAUGAGGUUCCGGGACAAUGUCAAAAGGGGAUGCAUUUUUGGGUGUUUGAUUGAUGAUGAUACCCUUGGAGGGAGGCGGUAAGCUGACUGUGACUGCCGGGUCGUGGAUAUUCCCCGUACAGAGGGGCGAUCUGGAGCACAUAACAAAACAUAAUCAAUCUUAAUGCAGAGAUAAAUUUGACAACGAAGACGCAAGGAG
Messenger RNA from Purpureocillium takamizusanense, 2949 nucleotides. RefSeq lists its product as uncharacterized. The record is from RefSeq and is a predicted model, not a curated record. The coding region runs from base 727 to 2610 and encodes 627 amino acids. NCBI's taxonomy places the organism in Eukaryota, Fungi, Ascomycota, Sordariomycetes, Hypocreales, Ophiocordycipitaceae. Gene Ontology annotation, biological process: transmembrane transport. The transcript has 2 exons. Gene Ontology annotation, molecular function: transmembrane transporter activity.